This is a messenger RNA of Tetrahymena thermophila SB210, 5988 nucleotides long. Its product is annotated as transmembrane protein, putative. Lineage: Eukaryota; Ciliophora; Oligohymenophorea; Hymenostomatida; Tetrahymenidae. The transcript is spliced from 2 exons. Gene Ontology annotation, molecular function: protein binding. The record is from RefSeq and is a predicted model, not a curated record.
AUGAUUACUAAAAUAUAGAAUUUAUCUCAUGUUAGGACUCAUCAUAGAUUAUUGUUUGCAGUAUAUCAAUAACCCAAUUUGUAAUAGUUACUAAGUAAAUUAACUAAUUUACUAUUUAGAGUAUUUAGAUAACUGAUUUUGCUACUCAAUUUCAAAUAUCGAUUGAUGAAAAAUUCUAAACUAUCUUUUUAUACUCAGAUUAAAUCUAAAUUUUUAGCUUUAAAGGAAUUUUUAUAAAGUAAUAUUAGCUCUAUACAUAAUUUACUUCUUUUUCUAUAGCAACUACAAGCAUUUUAUUCUAAUCAAAUAUAUGUAAAAUUUAAUUCAAUUAAUCUAAAAUUCAUUUAAUUUGUUAAUAAAUAAUAAAUAGAUAUAUUCUUAGUAGACAGAAAAACUUAAGUGUUAUAGUACAAUAAUAUUUCAGCACCAUCAGGUUUAUUUAUUGAAAAAUAUAUCUAUUUAGAAUACUUUGAUUAUAUAGUAUUAUUUACAAAUCUUAGUAUUUAUGCAUAAAUUUAUGUUUACGACUAUUGGUCUUUAUAAAAUAUAGCAAAGGUAAGUGGUAGUUUUGCAUCAAACUAAAUAGGUAAUGUUGUGGAUAUGUUUUUUGAUUAUAGUUCUAUUUACUUGGCAUAUUUAGAUACUUAUGGAAAUAUUUACAUGAUUCGGUUAUAUGAUGAUUUCUCAAUUUUAAAUAAUUAUAAAAUCACAGAAGUAUUUGAUAGAAAUGAAUAAUUAGUUGGUUUUUCUUUUGAUAAUAUAACUAAUAAUUUAUUAGUAUAUAGCACCAAUACUAUUUAUUAAAUUGAUAUAAGCUAAGCAGGAUAUAGUUAUGAAGUACAAUAGAGUGAGCCAAGUAAUUUAUUUACUUUAAUACCAUUAAAGGGAUAAACAUUAAAUUUUGAGUUUUUGUUUUUUAACAAUGAUAAUGUAUUAUUCAGAUAUUCAAAACAAAAAAUUCUUUUUGAAGACUUAAUAAAUAAUUCUUAAAUUAUUGAUUUGAAUUACUAUGAUCCCUAUGAUACUUUAUUAAUUGCUUUAAUUGACUCUAUUUUAUUAUAUAAAAAUUAUUAAAAUUUAAAAGCUAAUAAUGAUACUCCAUAGUUUUUGGUUUUAGAAUAAAUCUAAUUCUUUAAGUUUCUAUAAUUUAAUUUAAUUCUGACAUAUGACAAAAAAAUAAUUUAUUGUGAUAUAUUAACUGGAUAAAUUAUAGAUUUUGUUUAGCUUUAAGCUUAAGUUGUUGUAACAUCUCAUAUUUGUAGUGCAGAUAAAAAUAAAAUAUUAAUUGGAUUAAGUAACGGGCAGGUUUUACACUAUGAUUUGAAUGAUUUGAGCUAAAAGUAUUAUAAUAUUUAAAAUACUAAUCAAUUUAACACAUCAAUAAUAUCAAUAAUUUUAGUUGAAAUAUAAUAUUAAAAUUAAAUAGCUUAUUCAGUUACAAAUGGUGGAAUAUUGCUAAUUGUAGAUAUCACUUAAAAAAAAUUAGUUUAAGAAUUAAAUCUUAUAGAUUUAGCCAAAGAAGAUCCUUCUAUCAUCUUAAAAGAUUUUGCACUAGAUUAUAAAUAUUCAAGAUAUAUUUUUGUUUUUAAUGGAUAAAAGAAAGCUUAUGUUUGGAAUUUCUCAAUCAACAAAUUAGAAAAAUCUCUCGUUCUUACAAAAAAAUAAGGAAAUUAAUUAAAACUAAUCAACAAUUAUUUAAUAGCAUUUUGCACUUUUUAGCUAAAUAUUUUCUAUGUUUCUGAUUAAAUAUCUCUACUAACAAUUAUUAAAAGAAAUUUCGCAUAUGAUUAAAUAACAGAUUACUAAAUAAUAAAUGAUAAUAUCGUUGUUAUAUUUUUUAUUAUCAAAUAUGAAGUAUUUUUAAUUUAAAAAAAUUCCAAUAGGUUGAUAUUUUAAUAAUUUUACUCAAAUCCAAGAUAUUUAGGCUCAAUAUAUAAUUAAGAAGAUCAUACAUUUAAGCUAUAUGGGUUGCAUGAAACUGGAGUAUUUGAAAAUAAUUUUAGCAUUUCUCUGUAUGAUAGCGACUAAAUAAAGUAAUGUUCUACCAUUGUAUAAGAUAAUGACGUCUCGUAACUAAACUAAAAAAUUAAAAGUAUCUCUCCAAAGUAGGAUUUGUAAUAUGCAUUUUUUGGAUCAACUACCGAGAAUCAGUAAGAUUGGAUAAAUAUAAUUUAGCUUUCAGUAAAAAGUGAAUAAUUCAUAAACAUAAAUCGUUAGAUUAAUGACUAGUACCUGACAAACUCGAUUUUCUUAUUCUACCCAUAACAAGAAAGUAAUAACUUGCUGAUAACUAAUGAAACCUUUUCAUAUUUUUAAUAAUCAUAAUUGCUUAUUUUUAACUAUAAUUUAGUUUUUCUAAACUAAUAAUAAACUAAUGCAACAAUUAAUAAUAAUAUUGAGACAGUUAUUUGGUAGAAUAUAACUAUAUAUGGUUAAUGUCUUGAUAAAAUAUAAAUAAAUUUAUCAAAUAUUAAUACAUUAAUUUUUUAAUCUAUUAAAAUAUAACAACUAUUCUUGUGUAGUAAAAAUACCAGAAAAAAUCCAUAGCUUUAGUUUUUCAGUUUUUAAAACAUAUCUUAAAUCUUCAUUUAUGAUUUAUAAAUAACUAGCCUUUAACUAGACUCAAGAAUAAAUUUUACUCUUUUUAAUUUUAAUUAAAUCUAAAGUAUAUCGAUUGAUGGAUUGAAUAUAACUAAAAAUCAGAAUAUAAGUUCACUCUUUUAAUUUAUUUAAAUAAAUAAUAUUAUGAUAAAAAAUAUUAAUUUAAUUGAAAAUUCAAAUUUUAUGAAUGAUAAUAAUGCUAGUUAAGUAUCUUAUAUAGAUAAAACUAAAUUAGAAUCUUUAUAAAGUGAUUCAGUUUUUAACUUCUUUGGGUGUGAGCAAGUAAUAAUUAGUAAUUCGCUCUUUUAAAGUAACAAUCAAAUUUAAUUGAUAAAGUCAUUUAGUAAAUAUUUACUGAAUAAUUAAUUAACAGUUCUGUUCGAUGAUAUAAUUGAAUUAAUUGAUUUAUAAAUUAUCUCAAACAUAAACCCUAACUAAUAUAUUUUAAUGAUAUAAAGCUCUUAUGUAUCUUAAUCAAAUGUUAUAUACUAAUAGAAUCAAGGUGCCUUCAUAAUAAGUUAAUCAUAAAAUGUAUCAAUUAAUGAAAGCUAAUAUUCAAACAACUAUGCUUAAAAUGGUGGCGCGAUUCAUUUAUCAAAUAUUUAUAGCUAAAUAAGUUUUACUAAUUGUUUAUUUUAAAAUAAUACUGCUUAAAGUAGCGGUGGAGCUCUCUACUUUGAGGAUAUAGGAUCUACAUAAAUAUAUUUUGAUCUAAAAACAUUAAUAAAAUAAAAUAAAGCUCUUAUAGGAGGUGGAUUAAGAAUAGUUCAAACUAACCUAAGCAGUUUGAUACUUCCUUCAGAUUUUCCAUUUAAAAUAAAUGUCAUAGAAAAUAAUGCAAGUAUAUAUGGAGAUAAUUCUGCUACUUAUCUCCAAAAACUAGUUAUAUAAAAUGCAAAUUCUAAAGAAUCUUAAAACGGUUAUUCUUUUAGAUUUUAUGAUGAAUUAAAUUAAUUGCCUUAAAUUUAUAAAAAACAAUACUCAUCUUUAGUAGAUAUCAAAGAUUUCUAAAGUGGUGGCUAGCUUUAAUUAAAGAUUUAAAUUGUUGAUAAUUAUAACCGUUAUCUUUCAUUUUCUCUAGAAGAUUUAUAAAAUAAUUAAUACCCGAGUGAUAUAUAAGAGGAGCUAAAGAGUAUUCAAAUUACGAUUAAUAACCUAAAUACAAACUAAACUUAGCUUAUUGGAGAGAGGAUUUUAAAUUAUAUUUAAUUUGAUAGUGUAAGUUCAUCAUUUUUAUUGACAGGACUUUAAGUAUAAGGCGCUUUAUAAUCUUUGUAAUACUUCUCAUUAGAUUCUAAUAUAUAUAGUAAUUCAUAAAUAUAGCUGCCAAUACUUUUAUAAAUAUAUUUUAGAGAAUGUUUGAUUGGUGAAAUAAUUGAAUAUUAAGUAAAUUAAAUAAUGGUAUGUAAAAUUUGCUCAUAAGGUUAAUAUUCUCUAUUAGAUCCAUAGUUAUUAUAUUAAUAGUCAUAAGAAAAGUAAUCUUAAGUGAAUAAUUAAUGCAAAAAUUGUCCAUAAUCUGCUAAAGAAUGUUAAGGCUCUAUUAUAUAACUAAAAAAUGGGUAUUGGAGAUAAAAUAAUUUGACAGAUGAAAUAGUUGAAUGUAAUUCAUAAAUAGAGUCAUGUUAAGCAGAAAAUCCUUCAUCUAUUAAUUUAUGUAAGAUAGGUUAUAUUGGUCCCUUAUGUUAAGGAUGUGAUAAUUUAGGAGAAAUUUGGCAUGGAAUUCGUUAUAGUGAGACAACUAAAUAGGGUGAAUGUUCUGAAUGCUCUCCAAUAAUAUUUGAAUAAAUUUACUUUUUGCUUAAAAUGAUUACAAUGAUAAUAUAUUUUACACUUGCUACCUUUAAAUUUAUUUCUCAAUUUAAAUACACAUAAACAUGUUAUUAUUUAAGACAAAUUAAACUUUUACCAGUUUCAAAAAGCUCUAUAGAUGACUAUUCUGGAUUUUAUUUAAAGAUAAUAAUAAACUACUACCAACUUUCCUCUCUUCUAAUAUCUCAACCUUAAAUAAUAAAAGUUGAUAUCAAUUUUCUAAACAUCUUUUUUGGAUAAACAAAUAGAUAUUUAAGUCUAGGCGUUGAUUGUAUGUUUAGCGCAGAUAGAAUUAGAAAAUAUGGAAAAGUAGUUUUCUUCUCUCUAGUAUAAUUUUUAGUGAUUUUUUAAUAGUUUUUCUUUACUUUAUUAAUGUUAAAAACUAUUUAAUUAUGUUUUUCAAAAAAAGUAAAAACCUAUCAUUUUUUAACUUUUUUCCAUAUUUUUUUAAUCUUCUUUUAGAUAAGCUAAAUAUCUUAUUUUGUUAAGAGCUUAACUUGCAAGUUUGUAGGUAGCUAAUCAUUAAAUCCUUAUGAUUUAAAUACGCAAUGUCAUGAUUAAGAUACAGUUAAAUUUGUAUUUCCCUAUUCAAUAUUUAUGCUAUUUUUUUGGACAAUAAUGCCUAUAUUUUUUUUAAUAAAAAUAUACUAAAACAAAUUAAGAUUGGAUGAGUGCAGAAUUAAAUAUUUAUACGGAUAUUACUAUGGUGAAAUGAAGAAAUAACAUUUUUAUUGGGAAUUUGUCAGGAUUUAUUUGAAAAUAAUCUUAAUCUAUAUUUAAACUUUACUAAGUUAAACAAGCUAAUUUACAUAAAAUUCAAUUUUAAUAAUAAUUGCAAUUUAUUUAAUGUCACUUAAAAAAUUAAAUCCUUUCAUUUCUUAAAGUAUUCAUUCUAGUGAAAUGUAAGGAUACUCAUUAUUAAUUUUAAAAAUAUAUUUGAAUUCAAUAAAUAGUGAUUCUAAUAAUCUAUAAAAAUUUAUAGAAAUUGUCACAGUUUUGAUAGAUUAUAUUUUUAUACUAAUUUGUGGAUUCACAAUUGCAAUCCAUAAAGCUAAAAAAAUUAAUAACUUAUCUAGUAAAUUUAUAAGAUUCUUACUGAAAAUAUUUUUGACCAAAAAAUAAUUUGAAAAAUAAAUAGCUAGUUCAAAAACUUCAUUUAAAACAUUCCUUAAAUGGAAAUUUGUUCAGAAAAAUUUAAUUAAAAUCCUUUAAUUAAAAAUAUCUUAAAAUAUUAAUAUAGUGUCAUUAAGAUAAAGUUAAAGAGUAAAUAGCAUUCAAACAGAUCUUUAAUAAAGCUCAUUUAUUGGAUUAGUAAAGAGGCCAAAGUUAAGCUAAAGCAACCCUUUUUAAUAUUCUGAAAAUUAAAUUUAUUAGAAGCAUAAAAGUAAAAGUAUCUUCAGAUAAAAAUAAAUUACUACCACAAAUUAGAGUUAUUAAAAUGGUACAGUUGAAAUUAUAAUGGAAUCUAAUGAUAAUUCUGAAUUAAAUGAGUUUGAUUCUAAAAAAUAAUAAAUUCGUAGAAUAACUUCUGAUUCUCCAAUCACGAAUUACAACUUUAACAAUUUGACAUUUGAUUGA